Messenger RNA from Pleurotus ostreatus (oyster mushroom), 342 nucleotides. RefSeq lists its product as uncharacterized. The transcript is spliced from 6 exons. The record is from RefSeq and is a predicted model, not a curated record. NCBI's taxonomy places the organism in Eukaryota, Fungi, Basidiomycota, Agaricomycetes, Agaricales, Pleurotaceae. Bases 1 to 342 code for a protein of 113 amino acids.
AUGACCAACUGGAACAGCCCCGACGUAAUAGCCAGCAACGGAGUUUCAUUCAGUAGGCUUGUGCAUGCGUUUGUUGGACUCUACAUCUGGGAAUGGUUUCUUUUCCUCGAUGUGGACUGGAUGUAUGUCAAGAUUAUCAAACGCUACCCGCUAUCUCCGAUGAUGUUCUACUUCAUGAACCGUUAUUGCCUCCUUGCUGCGUUGAUCAGUGUGGUGAUAGCACUCAACGUUGAAAGCGAGAUCAACUGCCAGCCCUUAUAUGCCUUCAUGAACGCAAGUCAAUAUUACAGAUUAAAUGCAAACCUUUCGGCUUACGAGGACUUCAGCUACUUGGUAACAUAG